Molecule: messenger RNA, 1154 nt
Organism: Diatraea saccharalis (sugarcane borer)
Lineage: Eukaryota; Metazoa; Arthropoda; Insecta; Lepidoptera; Crambidae
Source: the annotation of a GenBank genome assembly
GCCCUACAGCUUCGGCGGCCAUUUGUUCAGCACUAGGCUUUACGAGGUGGUCGGCGUCCGGGUUAGGCGAAUAGGGGUAGAGGCGGCGGCGGCGGCGGCGGCGGCGGCGCGGCGCAGUGCGGCGCUAUCGAGCGGCAGGCGGGCGGGGGCUAGUGGCGCGGGACGGGUGGUAGAAGCGGCGAGGGGCGGGCGGGCGCGGCACGCGGCAGUGUGCUCGGAGCCCCCGGGAGCGCGGCAUGGGUGGCGCGCUGCUGCUGGCGCUGCUGGCGGCGGCGCGGGCCAGCGAGCCCAACGCCACCGAGGCGCUCGACCCUUCACCCUCGCCGCCCCCAGACGACAAACCCGCGCCGCUCUUCCCCGUCGAUCUCUUCUCGGAUGACGAGCGGCGGUCGGGCGCCGUCCUCCUCCACGUGAUCGGCAUGGGCUACAUGUUCGUCGCUCUCGCUAUAGUAUGCGAUGAGUUCUUUGUGCCCUCGCUGGACGUUAUCAUAGAACGGCUCGCGAUCCGCGACGACGUCGCCGGCGCCACGUUCAUGGCGGCGGGCGGCUCCGCACCGGAGUUGUUCACCUCUAUAAUAGGGGUGUUUGUAUCGUUCGACGACGUAGGGAUCGGUACUAUCGUCGGCUCGGCUGUCUUCAAUAUCCUGUUCGUGAUCGGUGCGUGCGCGCUGUUCUCGCGCACGACUCUAACACUGACUUGGUGGCCGUUGUUUCGCGACUGUACAUUUUAUUCGAUCAGUCUAAUAGUGUUGAUAUACUGUUUUCAAGACAGCCUGAUCUACUGGCAGGAAGCUUUGGUGCUGUUCUCGUUGUAUGGCGCAUACGUGAUGUUCAUGAGGUGGAACCAGCCCGUGGAGCGGACGGUGAAGAAGCUCAUCUACAAGAAUAAGGUGACCAGAGUCCGCAGCACUGACCAGUUGAUGCCGACGGUGAGCUCGCCCGCAGAUGCCUCGCAUGCCCCUAAAACAAAGCGAACAGAUGCGAUUUGGGUCGAUUUCGCACCUUUUGUAUUAUAUUACAAAUUUUACUUACGUUACUUACGAAAUGUUAUAAGAUUACUCGGAAAAUUUAUCAGUGUUUCGAUCGCUUACAAUAAAGCAAUCACUUUGCAUCUAUUCAUUUUGUAUUCCUAUACCUCUUACGCGUAUGUGUAG